GUGGACCCUACGAGCGGGCAGCGUUCUCCUCACAUUAUCCACAAUUCAAUGGCUCAUCAUUUUGGAGAUGGCUUCUUGAUCUAGAUCGUGAGUUGCUAUCCUAUUCGGUUCCGAAAGAGUGUAGUGAGAACAAUAUCUUCAUUGUUCAAUGUCCUGAUCCUGAACAAGGGGCUAAGAGCGUGGAUGAUGAAAGGAUAUAUUGA
Messenger RNA from Acaulospora morrowiae, 203 nucleotides. The record is from the annotation of a GenBank genome assembly. Lineage: Eukaryota; Fungi; Glomeromycota; Glomeromycetes; Diversisporales; Acaulosporaceae.